Molecule: messenger RNA, 1944 nt
Organism: Priceomyces carsonii
Lineage: Eukaryota; Fungi; Ascomycota; Pichiomycetes; Serinales; Debaryomycetaceae
Gene: PTR2
Product: Ptr2p
Exons: 1
Coding region: 1-1944 (647 amino acids)
Biological process (GO): oligopeptide transport; transmembrane transport
Cellular component (GO): membrane
Molecular function (GO): transmembrane transporter activity
Source: RefSeq, a predicted model, not a curated record
AUGUCCUUUGAAGAACUGAAAGUCGAGUACAGGGGUCAUACUUCUCAAACCUUUGACAGUAAAGCUAGUGGUAUCGAAACAGACGAGAAGAGACUUCCGGGCGUUGACACUCAAUCAGUGCAAGCUAGCCAUGAUUUCAUAGAUGACGAAGAUUAUGACUACAAUGAUCCUAGAAACUACUCCACUUACUACGUUGAUGAAUACAAUCCUCAGGGAUUGAGAAGACCAACGAAACAAGAGGCACUGACCCUCAGGAGAAUCUUAGGUAGAGCAAACUAUGCUUGUUACUUGAUUUGUCUCGUUGAAUUAGCAGAAAGAGCUUCUUACUACUCAGUCACGGGUAUCUUGACUAACUUUAUUCAAAGACCAUUACCUGAAGGCAGUACGACUGGAGCACCAAAGCUGGAUUCAGCUAGUGAGAGUGCCGGUGCUUUAAAUAUGGGCCUAGCUGCCGCAAAUGCUUUGACACUUUUGUUGACAUUCUUAGCUUAUGUUGUUCCCUUAUACGGUGGUUUCGUGGCUGAUACGCAACUUGGAAAGUUUAAGGCUAUCUGGAUUGGUGUUAUUGCAGGGUUAAUAUCACAUAUUUUGCUUGUCAUCGCUGGUAUACCAAGUGUUAUCGCCGGAGGUCAUGCUAUCGUGCCCUGUGCCCUUGGAAUCAUUACAUUAGCUGUAGGUACUGGUUUUAUUAAACCCAACUUGUUACCCCUUCUUAUGGAUCAGUACCCAGAGGACACCGAUGUCGUUAAAGUCCUUCCCUCUGGAGAACCUGUUAUUGUUGACCGUCAAAAAUCUUUAGAGAGAAUGACUUUGGUCUUCUACUGGGCAAUUAACAUUGGUGCUUUUUUUCAAUUGGCCACCUCUUAUAUUGAAAGAAGGAUCGGUUUCUGGUUUGCCUUCUUCAUUCCAAUCAUUGUAUAUCUCAUCAUGCCGUUUGUACUUUGGUACUUACAGAAUAAGCUUGUUAGAGACAAACCUCAAGGGUCAGUCCUCACAACGACCUGGAAGAUCUUAAGAGUAUCUUUCCGUGGAAACUGGAUUAGAAGAUGCAGGAAUGGAACUUUCUGGGAUUACGCCAGACCAAGCUCAAUGAUUGCUAGAGGUGAAGAGUUUUUUGUAUCAAAGAAGAAACUUCCUAUAACAUGGGAUGACCAAUGGGUGUUGGAUAUCAAGCAAACUUUCAAUUCGUGUAAAAUUUUCAUUUAUUUCCCAAUUUUUAAUAUUUGUGACAGUGGUUUAGGCAGUGUUGAAACUUCACAAGCAGGUUCUAUGACCACACAGGGUGUUCCUAAUGAUUUGUUCAACAAUUUCAAUCCAUUAACUAUUAUCGUCUUGAUUCCAAUAUUGGAUUAUGUCAUUUAUCCAACUAUGCGUAAGUACAAGAUUGGCUUCAGACCAGUUUUUAGAAUUUCUCUUGGCUUCUUGAUUGCGGCAGCCUCUCAAGCAGCAGGUGCUAUCAUUCAAAAAAGAAUUUAUGAGACUUCUCCAUGUGGAAAUCAAGCAACAACUUGUGCUGAACCAUCUCCUAUUAGUGCAUGGCAAGAGGUCUCAGUGUACAUUUUAUCAGCUGCUAGUGAGUGUUUUGCCAUGACCACAGCUUACGAACUUGCCUACACGAGAUCCCCCCCACAUAUGAAGGGACUCGUAAUGGCAUUAUUCUUGUUUACUUCUGCUAUUUCAGCUGCGAUCGGGGAGGCUAUUACACCUGUUAUGAAUGAUCCACAUUUGACUUGGGUUUUUGGUUCUAUGGCAAUUAUUGGAGCUGCUGCGGCAUUUGCUUUCUUGUUUCAUUUCUGGAACUUACAUAAGGAAAUGGAAGAAGAGAGAAUUCUUAGAGAGAGUUUGGAUACUACAACAAGAGACGGUCACAAAUUACCAGACGCUGUCAUCGACGAUGAAAAUUUGGAGCCUGUCACUUCAAUCAAAGCAGCCGUGGGCAAAUAG